Quercus robur (English oak) is the source of this 1804-nucleotide messenger RNA. RefSeq lists its product as uncharacterized. Gene Ontology annotation, molecular function: 8-oxo-7,8-dihydroguanine DNA N-glycosylase activity. Gene Ontology annotation, cellular component: nucleus. The coding region runs from base 35 to 1387 and encodes 450 amino acids. Lineage: Eukaryota; Viridiplantae; Streptophyta; Magnoliopsida; Fagales; Fagaceae. The record is from RefSeq and is a predicted model, not a curated record. Gene Ontology annotation, biological process: base-excision repair, AP site formation; DNA repair. The transcript is spliced from 4 exons.
ACAUUUGGUUGCUUGGUUUGGUAAAACUGAAAAGAUGAGUAGUGGUGGGGUGGUGGUGUUAGAGUUGCCACUGGGGGCAGCGGAGGAGGAGGAGGAGGAGAGUUUUGAACUGGAGAAAGCAGUGUGUAGCCAUGGACUGUUCAUGAUGCCACCUAAUCAGUGGGACCCCGUUUCCAAGACACUUCUCCGCUCACUCCGUCUUGGCCUUGGAGAUUCAGAAUCAGUGAUGGUCCGUAUUUCUCAACACCAGUGGGCCCCUCGCUCACUCCAUGUCCGAGUUUACUGCCAUAACUCUCCCAGUCUCUCCCGACAACAUCGAGAAUCAGUGCUGGCUCAGGUGUCACGAAUGCUGCGUCUGUCUGAAGAUGAGGAGAGAGCUGUGAGAGAGUUCCGAAAUAUGUACGACAAUGAGAAGAAGAAGAAGGAGAGCAGCUUUGUGGGCAGGGUGUUUAGGUCUCCUACCUUGUUUGAAGACAUGGUCAAGUGCAUGCUACUCUGCAACUGCCAGUGGUCCAGGACUUUAAGCAUGGCUAGAGCACUUUGUGAGCUUCAGUUGGAACUGCAGCCUCAAUCAUCCAGUCUGUUAUUUGUGGCUGAUUCUGCAGCUGCUGCUGCAAGUACCAACUUUAAUACCCCAAAACCCGAUAUGGACCACUUCAUUCCCAACACACCCAUACCACAAGAGUCCAUGGUUUCAACGAAUUUUACAAAUUCUGGGUCUAUCAAAGCAGACUGUGUUCCAGCUGAUAUUGUACGCGAUGAUGAUGAUGAUUAUUCAUGUCUAAACUGCAAAACUUGUCAGGCUGCGGAUGAACCACACAACAUUGCUUCUGACUAUGAUACCAUUGGAAAUUUUCCUAGCCCCACAGAAUUAGCAAACCUUGAUGAAGGCUUUCUGGCUUCAAGAUGCAAUCUUGGGUAUAGAGCAAGUCGCAUUUUGAAACUUGCUCGGGAUAUUGUUGAAGGCAGGAUUCAACUAACACAACUUGAGGAGGCCAGUAAAGGAGCAAGCUUUGCCAAAUCCAGCAACUACAAUAAGUUGGCUAAACAGUUGAAAGAAAUUGAUGGAUUUGGUACUUUUACAUGUGCCAAUGUGCUUAUGUGCAUGGGAUAUUACCAUGUCAUUCCAACAGAUUCUGAAACUAUUCGGCAUCUAAGAAAGGUCCAUGCGAGAAAUUCCACCAUUCAAACGGUACAAAGAGAUAUUGAAAGUGUAUAUGGGAAGUAUGCACCAUUUCAGUUCUUGGCAUACUGGUCAGAACUCUGGCACUUCUACGAAAAGACAUUUGGGAAGCUAAGCGAAAUGCCAUGCUCUGAUUAUAAACUAAUCACUGCCAGUAAUAUGGGAAGCACAAGUAGUACAAAAAAGAGGAAGAAAAAAUGCUGAGCAAAGUCAAGCCCAACAUUAGCUUGGAUGACCAAAAAAUAUGCAAAAAGCCAAUUAACCUGCUAUGUUGGUUCGCUUAUUAUGUAUCACUGUUUUCAAGCACGCUGAAAUUGCUUACUAUUUCAACAAUUUCUGAUGCAUGUUUAAUUGUUUAUAGGCACUAUCUUCCCCUCAAAGUUGUCAACAUUGAAGUAGCAGCCAUGGCAGCUUGCCAUACUAUGCCUAAGUGUAACCACCAGCUUGCCAGGUGUAGGCACCUGCAUGGCAUUAGAAAGCCAUGACAUUGGUCAUGCACAAGCAAUUUACAUUGGGUUUUUUACCACCUCGCUUCUUAAUGUUGUUUCCAGUUUUCUGUAAACUCAAGUUUCUGUUUCAUAAUUCUCUUUUUCAUUUUAAUAUAGAUCCUUUUUCAGAUCC